Molecule: messenger RNA, 1811 nt
Organism: Thrips palmi
Lineage: Eukaryota; Metazoa; Arthropoda; Insecta; Thysanoptera; Thripidae
Exons: 4
Coding region: 411-1070 (219 amino acids)
Source: RefSeq, a predicted model, not a curated record
GCCCACAUUGCAGUUGAAUGCUUGUAAACACAGCUGCAAAGCAGAAGCAGCAGAAGUUUGGAGAAAUUUCUUCGUAGAAUUCGGGCGCUUUGAAGAAGUGCGCUUUUCGGGAUCGCCUUGCCCUUUCGAACUUAGCGAAAUGCUGGAGAGCGAUGAGGGUUUCUUUUCGCUGCCGAUUCAUUUCGUUUGACGGUGGCCGUCGAAUCGGUGUCCUCAGGUAUUGUUUUCUCCUUUCUGGAUUGCUCGGACCAUUUUAGGCUGAUGAAGAGCUGUUCAAUGGGUUUUACUCAUCUCAUGUAGAAGAUAUGCCUUCAUAAGAGCUUCAAACUUGUUGAGAUGGUUCAUUGCGAUAGCACAGACAUUGCUGAUGUAAGACCUGCCCUAACCCAACGGCAGGUUCGGUCUUAGCCAUGAAUGACCUAGAUCAGACACUUGAUACGGUUUCACAAGUUAUACGAGAAUUUGUGAAGGCCAACGAUGUUGCAUUAAGUCAUGCAAACAUUCAUGAGAAUUCGGACAUUGAUGUUAUUGAGGAAGAAUAUGAAUAUAUUCAAGGAGACUUCAAACGUUUAGGAUUUCCAUCAAGGAGCCAAACUGCCAUGUCUGACUCAAGUGAAAAUGAGUCAUGGGAUAUGAUGCAAGAUGUUGAGCUAGAAGACUUUGAUUUUGCACCCUCACCCCCUCCUAACAAUUUGAGUGAAGGUGAGCUGGAAGAUGUCAUGUUAAAUGGAGGCAUUUUUAACUGGCAGCAACCAUCCAUUAGUAGUGACAUAAUGGAUGACGAAAGUAGUGAUGCUAAUGAACUUGUGGUGUCGCGUUCUGGAUCAUCAUUGUCCGGUGAUAGUGAUGGCAGCCCCAGUACAAUUUCCCCCAUUGGAUUGAGUCCCGUUUACCGCGGGAGCCCCGACAGUGGCAGCAGUAGGUCUGACUGUGAAAACAACCCACUUAUUCCGAGCCAGUCACCUUGUUACUCUCGACCUGGAAGCCCUUGGCCCAUGUUUGCACGGCCCUCCUUCAAGAAAACAAGAAGCCCAUUUUGGACAACAUUUCGAGUACGAGAAUUUCGCUAGAAAUGUACACUUGUUUAUGGAUGAUCAUCAGUAUUUCAAGAUUACUUUCAUACAUUCAAAUUAAUUGCAUGUGUUUAUUUUGAAUGCAACAACACAACAUUAUUUCUAAUUAAUUUAAGGUGUAAAUUUCUCCUGGGUAAAGGUGAAGCAUUUCCUUUUUUAAAUAUAAAUCUGUAGCAAGCCUUAUGUGUUCUUUGGAUUAAUUUCAAGUGACUGUCUUUGAUAAUAUGAGCAGCUUUUGUACCAAGUAUCUUGAAAUUAAGUACUAGUCAUAGUCCUGUGUACAAUGUCCAUUGAAAAUUGAUUGUUUGCAUGAGGAGCUUUUUUGUUUUUCUGUCUGUUUGUUUUUUUCUUUGGAAGUUUCUAUUUUUUUUUUUGUAAGAAUGUCUUUAUUUCAGUUGGUUGAUUGUGUGACAUUUUUAUGCACAUUUGUUAUGUUUUUUCUUUAAAGUUUAUUAGUUAUUAUUCUAGAAUAAUGCCAUUGUAGAAACAAGAAAAUGUAUAAUUAUAUUAUUCUACAAACACAUUUUUCACUCAUUUCUUGUCCUUUAUUUCUUUAUCAUGUAAUAAUUGAAUCUAAUUCAUAAUUUGUUUUCAAAUUCUUGUUUUCAUCACUGCUUUCAUAAAUAACUGCAUGUAUAAGAUUUUUUUUGUUAAGCCCUGUGAUAUAGAGCUAAUGUGGCACAUGAAGUCAACCAUGUUUCCUAUUUUAUGUAAUAAAUGCCCUCAACUGUGUUUGAA